AACAGCAACUUGACUGACUCGGAUUUGUGUAGUUGGGCAGGAACUGUCAGUUUUUUAAGGGUUUGAGAGGGCUGUGGGGCCUCUUUCGGCUUCUUUUUCUUCUCUCGGUAGCAUUGCGUUGAAACAGAUCCGAAAAUGGAGGUUAUAGUGGCGAACGUCGACAAAAUCACGUUCGAUAUAGAGACACAGUUGGAGGAGCAAGUGGGAGCCCAACUUCUGCCUUUCCCCGGCAUGGAUAAAUCUGUGGCUGCAGUAUGCACAUUUUAUAUGCGGGGAAAUUGCAGCAAAAGCGUGAAUUGCCCUUUCCGACAUGUGUGUGGAGAUAGGACAGUGGUGUGCAAACAUUGGCUUCGAGGUCUUUGCAAGAAGGGAGAUCGUUGCGAAUUUCUUCACGAGUACGACAUGUCAAAGAUGCCUGAGUGUUAUUUCUAUUCAAGAUUUAAUGCUUGCCACAACAAGGAGUGUCCCUUUCUUCACAUUAAUCCCGACAUGAAAAUGAAGGAUUGUCCGUGGUACGAUAGAGGAUUCUGUCGCCACGGCCCACAGUGUAGGAAUCGCCACGUUCGCCGUGUACUGUGCAUGAACUACUUUGCUGGUUUCUGUCCCGAUGGUUCUAAUUGUAAAUUCAUGCACCCAAGAUUUGAACUGCCGCAAGUUACAGAUGACAAGCAACAGCCUCACAAGAAAUUAGGAAUAACAUGUCAUUACUGUGGAGAGGCCGGCCAUAAACUGUCUCACUGCUUCAGAGCAAAUCCAGAGUUGCGGGAACAAAAUGCCAUUAUUAGCUUAGCAUCAGGUGGCCCAAGGACACAACCUGGAAAAGAAAACUCUGGACCCGAUACUCAAAAUGAUGGAAGCAAUCGCCUGGAUAAUAUUGUUUGUUUCAAGUGUGGACAGCAAGGACAUUUUGCCAACAGAUGUUCGAAAGGACAGUUUGCCUUCCUCAGUUCUGGAAAUUAAUUUAUAUCUAACUUCUUUCUGGAUGACUUUGUUACAAAUGAUUUACAUGUGCAUGUAAUUUUUAAAGAGAAUGUUGAUUAUAUAUUUCAAAUAAAUGUAUUCUGCAAGUUUUGUGAAUGUGGCUGGAAGAGUGAAUAAACUUGUGAUAUAU
Messenger RNA from Penaeus indicus, 1111 nucleotides. RefSeq names its product cleavage and polyadenylation specificity factor subunit 4-like (gene Clp). The record is from RefSeq and is a predicted model, not a curated record. Lineage: Eukaryota; Metazoa; Arthropoda; Malacostraca; Decapoda; Penaeidae. The coding region runs from base 136 to 960 and encodes 274 amino acids. The transcript is spliced from 6 exons. Gene Ontology annotation, molecular function: zinc ion binding; RNA binding.